Entrophospora candida is the source of this 881-nucleotide messenger RNA. NCBI's taxonomy places the organism in Eukaryota, Fungi, Glomeromycota, Glomeromycetes, Entrophosporales, Entrophosporaceae. The record is from the annotation of a GenBank genome assembly.
AUGAACUCAUACCGAAAAAAACUUAUCGAAUCUUUAAUUAUUAAUUACUGGAAUCGAAAGACGAUUUCUAAAAACAUAGGGUUUUACAAUUGCCUUCAACAAAUUGGCACGAAGAUUAAUUUGACUUCAGAUGAUAAGCAGGAAGUUCAUAGACUUUACUAUAGUAUACUUUCAACUCUUAGUGAAGAAAGCUCAAUCAGCCAACCAGUGAGAAAAAAGAUGGAAGCCGAGAAAAAGGAUUUUAUGGAGGAAGAUGCGAAUGAAAUCGCAGAGGAAAAGGAUGAAACCACAGAUGAAUAUGCCUGUAUUGAGAAUGAAGCGUUUGAUGUGGAAAAUAACGAAGGUGAUGAUGAUUCUACUACACACAACCAAGCACUUGUUCCAAAUGAAGACAUCCAAUAUGUUGAAAGAGAUGAGCCGGAUGCCAUAUAUCGAACUCGACGUUGGAUAUUAUCUAGUGGUACAGAUGUGGGUCAAAUUUUGUCUGAAUACAGGCAAAAAAUUCCAGAGUCACAAAAGUGUAUUAACCCCAUCUACUGGGGAAUCCUCGAUUUGACAGGAUCACACCCAGAAACCAAACGACUUUUUUCCCCAAAAGACUGGGCCGAAAUGACAAAAAGCUUUGAAGAUGAAAUAGAAUUUAACAAAGGAGAUAUACCUGAUGUUUUAUAUCUGUUUUUCGAUGAAGUUGAACUGAUAAUUAAAAGUAAUGAAAGGAGUGAAGAUAUUAUCACAGAAAUUGAAAACAUCUCCCCACAGAAAAUGGAAACAAAGCAUAAUAUCAUUCUUAACCCUAAAGACAAAAUUAUGUUAAUGAAAUUCAAGAGAGCUACUCUUAUUUAUGCAGAGAAUUUGGCUUAUGUUGAUUUGCCGGUAUCUGA